AUGGGCUCUAAUCUUCCUUAUGCCGCCGAUGCUGAGAGUCCGCUAAAGCCAGCGGAACUUCAGGUGCUCCGCGCCCAGUAUGAGAAGGAAGGUGACUACGUGGGAAUUCAGACCAAGUUCAAUUACGCCUGGGGUCUGAUUAAAUCCAACGCUCGGGUCGAACAACAAGAAGGUGUCCGCCUGUUGUCGGAGAUCUUCCGCGCUGCGCCUGAACGACGUCGCGAAUGCCUGUACUACCUCGCGCUGGGCAACUACAAGCUCGGUAACUACGGCGAAGCCCGCCGGUACAACGAUCUACUGCGUGAUAAGGAACCCGGGAACCUGCAGGCCGCUAGUCUAGGCCAGCUCAUCGAUGAAAAAGUGUCCAAGGAGGGCCUGAUGGGUAUUGCCAUCGUGGGUGGGCUGGCGCUGGCGGCCGGCGUAGUGGGUGGAUUGGUGAUGCGGGGGGCAAAGAGACGCUGA
Molecule: messenger RNA, 462 nt
Organism: Aspergillus eucalypticola CBS 122712
Lineage: Eukaryota; Fungi; Ascomycota; Eurotiomycetes; Eurotiales; Aspergillaceae
Product: mitochondrial fission 1 protein
Exons: 4
Coding region: 1-462 (153 amino acids)
Biological process (GO): mitochondrial fission; autophagy of mitochondrion; peroxisome fission
Cellular component (GO): peroxisomal membrane; mitochondrial outer membrane
Molecular function (GO): protein binding
Source: RefSeq, a predicted model, not a curated record